UGAAAUGCGUCUUCUAAACAAGGACCUGCGGCUUCAAGACGUCACCCUCAUGUACCUCACCGUUUUGGCCACUGUGGUGGUGCUGUUGGUGGCAUCCUACCAGGCUCCUGCUAUCCACUCCAGACCCACCCUGGCCUAUCACAUCCCCUUAGAUCCCUCCGGUCAGCUGGAGCUGUCUUGGAACAUCAGCUAUCCCACCCAGGAAGUCUACCUUCAGCUGAGGGUUAAGGAGCUCCACCACGGCAUUCUGCUCGGCAUGUCUGAUCGAGGAGAACCCACAAAUGCAGACCUGGUGAUUCUCUGGGAUGACGGUCACAAAUCAUAUUUUGGGGAUGCAUGGAGUGACAGUGAAGGUCGAGUGAUGUUAGACACUCAUCAGGACUAUCAGCUGCUUGAGACUCAUCAAUCCACUGAAGGCUUCUUCCUGCUUUUCAAAAGACCAUUCAGCACCUGCGACCCACGAGACUACAUCAUAGAGGAAGGCACUGUUCACUUCAUCUAUGCCAUACUGGAGCAUCCAGUCCUGUCUUUACAUGAGCUCAACAUGUCCCGCCUUCAGCCUGGUGUCCAGCGAGUCCUUCUCUUGCGUCCAAACACUCUCCCCCCUUCUCUCCCGAGAGAUGUACGGACCCUAGAGGUCCUGGCGCCUGAUGUCAUCAUCCCCACACAAGAGACCACCUACUGGUGCCACAUCUAUCAGCUUCCCCCCAAUAUGCCCAAGAACCACAUUGUCAUGUAUGAAUCAGUGAUCACUCCUGGUAAUGAAGCCAUCGUUCAUCAUAUCGAGGUGUUUGAAUGCUCCCCACAGAUGGACACCGUUCCACAAUACAGCGGCUCCUGUGACUCUAAGAUGAAGCCUCGUAAACUCAAUUACUGCCGCCAUGUUCUGGCUGCCUGGGCCAUGGGAGCUGAGCAAUUCUAUUACCCUGCUGAUGCUGGUUCGCCUCUGGGAGGAGAUGGAUCUUCUAGGUUUCUUCGUCUUGAAGUUCAUUACCACAACCCUCUCCUUAUAUCAGGACGAAGGGACUCCUCAGGCAUUCGUUUAUGGUACACUCCAUCUCUGAGGAGGUUUGAUGCGGGCAUCAUGGAGCUUGGGCUAGUGUACACCCCUGUCAUGGCCAUUCCCCCCCGCCAGCGCGCUUUCCAGCUGACUGGCUACUGCACCGCCAAGUGCACACAGACGGCUCUUCCUGCAGGGGGUAUACAUAUCUUUGCAUCCCAGUUACACACUCACCUGGCCGGGCUGGGGGUGAGAACUGUCCUGGUACGAGGAGACAGAGAGGUGGAGGUGGUACAAGAGGACAAACAUUUCAGCACACAUUACCAGAUCAUUCGUGUAUUGAAAAAGAUGGUGACUGUUUUGCCGGGUGAUGUUCUUUUGACAAAGUGCACGUAUAACACGGAAGACAGGAACAAAGUUACUGUGGGUGGUUUUGGAAUUAUGGAAGAGAUGUGUGUCAAUUACGUGCAUUACUACCCUCGUACACAGCUGGAGUUGUGUAAGAGCCAUGUGGACCCGGAUUACCUACAGAAAUACUUCAGCCUCAUCAACAGGUUUCAGGGACGUGAUGGUUGCAGCUGUCCCCAGACCAGUGUGGAAGAUCAGUUUUCCUCAUUAACCUGGGACAGCUUCAAUGGGGAGGUGCUGAACUCCCUUUACACCACUUCACCGAUCUCCAUGCAUUGCAACCAAUCCACAGCUGAGCUGUUCCCUGGACAAUGGGAGAAACAGCAGAUACCAGUGGUCACCGCAGAGCUCCAGAGAGCCCCUUACCCAUGUGAAUUAAGCCAGCAAGCAGCCUCUCAGAAUGAUAACCCUACAGAGGUCAAGUCAGACAGCAGUGGCUGAUGCCCCAGACACAUUGCUGCCUCCUA
Molecule: messenger RNA, 1875 nt
Organism: Xyrauchen texanus (razorback sucker)
Lineage: Eukaryota; Metazoa; Chordata; Actinopteri; Cypriniformes; Catostomidae
Product: dopamine beta-hydroxylase-like
Exons: 12
Coding region: 5-1849 (614 amino acids)
Biological process (GO): octopamine biosynthetic process; norepinephrine biosynthetic process; dopamine catabolic process
Cellular component (GO): secretory granule membrane
Molecular function (GO): copper ion binding; dopamine beta-monooxygenase activity
Source: RefSeq, a predicted model, not a curated record